UCAUGUUUGGUGCUGGCUUCACAGUACUCUUCUGUGUAUUCCUGAGAGAAGGAUUGUUCAGAUGUAUCCCGUGCUGCUUAUCUGUGUUUACUUGAAUUUGUUUUAUGGAUCAACAAAAUCAGAUGAGAACAAUUGUGGUUUGUCCAGGCAAGUGCUGAAGCAUGCAUUUGUUUCAAUGAAUAUCAAGAAAAGUGGAUUUCACAGGGAGUUGGUCACCACUGUUGAGUUUAGUCCUGAGGCACCAAAUAGACUCAGAAUAUUGCUGUCCUACAGAUUCCCCAGUGGACUCUACAUUGAUCCAUACCAACUUGCACCUCAGAAAGAAGACCAAGAUGUACAGGUGCUGCUGAAUUCAGCAAUUGAUGUAGAAACUCCUGCUCACAUGUCUGCGGGAUUCACUGCACUUGUGUAUAUGUCUCUGGUUGGCAAGAAGCUCAAAUUCCCCAUCCUGAUCCAUGGGCGCUAUCACAAGCCCUCUCUUACUGAGGAGAAUUUUCAGUUUGUCCAAAUUGAACUUCCAAAGCUAAUGUUCAAAGCUGACAAUUGUAUACCAGUCCAUCUUCUUCCACCUCACAACAUUGUGGAUGCACCAUGCACAGCUGUCAAUAUAAGCAUGUGCCAGUGGCUCAACAUUCAGAAUCUGCAGGAGCACAGACAUGUAACUCUGGAGAUGCCACUUGGGGAUGAGUCUGUGGUGAACUCUGUGUGUGCAGGAACUCUGCUUGUCACACUGCUAUGUUGUGUAGUUCUUUCAAGAAGAAUUUUGAAGAAUGGUCAAUGUUAGUGAUUGUUAAUGUCUAUUGGAAAAUAAAAUAAUACUCCAUUAAGCCAUGGGAUGUUGGGAAAUAGCAAAACUGUACAUGUAUAAUAUUUUGUUUUGUUGAACUUUGAACUGCACUUUUUAGAGUUGUUUGUAAUUUUCUUGUUCUGUAACAUACUGUUCAAAAUGUAUUGAUCCAUUUGUUUUGGCAUGAUUGUAUUCCUUAAUUUUGAAUGCAUUUACAGCAUGCUACAGUGUAAUAGGUUCUGAGACAAACAGGCAUUUAUUUCAAAUGCAUCAGAAUUUUUGUGGGUUAUAGAGAGGUGACAUAUUUACAGACACUAGAGAAUACAGAGCCAGAUAGAUUGACAGAGCUAGAUAUAAAUAGAUAGACAGAAAUAGAUAGAUUGACAUAGUGUGAGAGAUAUUGUCAGAGUGUGAGGCUAUUGGAUCAUGAGACAAAAAUGUACCCAAAUCUAUUCCGACUAUGUGAAAUCUACCUACAUAUGCCAGCAACAUCAGUGCCAUGCGAAAGUGUAAGCCCUGUAGAGAAAAUACAUUUUUUAAAUAAAAAAUCUUUGAACCAUC
Messenger RNA from Osmerus eperlanus (European smelt), 1348 nucleotides. It is a transcript of the gene pigx, whose product is annotated as phosphatidylinositol glycan anchor biosynthesis, class X. The record is from RefSeq and is a predicted model, not a curated record. NCBI's taxonomy places the organism in Eukaryota, Metazoa, Chordata, Actinopteri, Osmeriformes, Osmeridae. Gene Ontology annotation, cellular component: endoplasmic reticulum membrane. Gene Ontology annotation, biological process: GPI anchor biosynthetic process. The coding region runs from base 62 to 784 and encodes 240 amino acids. The transcript has 6 exons.